This is a messenger RNA of Telopea speciosissima, 620 nucleotides long. RefSeq names its product putative phosphatidylglycerol/phosphatidylinositol transfer protein DDB_G0282179. Gene Ontology annotation, molecular function: sterol binding. The transcript is spliced from 4 exons. The record is from RefSeq and is a predicted model, not a curated record. Lineage: Eukaryota; Viridiplantae; Streptophyta; Magnoliopsida; Proteales; Proteaceae. The coding region runs from base 89 to 553 and encodes 154 amino acids. Gene Ontology annotation, biological process: intracellular sterol transport.
UCAUGCAUGAUAUCUUCUGAAGAAUUCAAUAAUUUUCUGAAGCUUAAGACUCUAAUCUCAUCUCUGUACUUUACUGAUCUUUGUAGCCAUGGAGGUAGUUCAAUUCAAGUUCGUCCUUCCAUUUCUUUUCGCUGCUUUCCUGCUCAUCCCAUCAAUUCAAGCCACAGAAGUUCACUAUUGUGAUAGGAAAGGUCACUAUGCCGUUGCGGUGUCUGAAGUUGAAAUAUCUCCAGACCCUGUGGUGAGAGGCAAGCCUGCUACCUUCAGCAUUAUGGCAUCUUCAGGUGAAGCCAUCUCUGGUGGGAAGGUAGUUAUUGAUGUUUCUUACUUUGGGGUACACAUCCACAAGGAGACCCAUGACCUUUGUGAGGAAACAUCAUGCCCGAUUUCAGGAGGCGAUUUUGUGCUUUCUCAUUCCCAAGUCUUACCAGGAUACACUCCACCAGGUUCCUACACACUGAAGAUGAUAAUGAAUGAUGCAGAUCGGAAAGAGUUGACUUGUGUUACCUUUGGUUUCCACAUCGGGAUAGGUUCAUCAGUGGCCGAUAUUUAAGCACUGGAGGAAGGUCUGAAAUCAUCACUUGUUAGGUCAACAUUGUAAAUAAGAAAGAUGGAUAAAA